Petromyzon marinus (sea lamprey) is the source of this 1444-nucleotide messenger RNA. Its product is annotated as protein CREG1-like. Lineage: Eukaryota; Metazoa; Chordata; Hyperoartia; Petromyzontiformes; Petromyzontidae. The record is from RefSeq and is a predicted model, not a curated record.
CCCGCGACUAAACGUUCGCCGAAAAACAAUAAUCAUCACAAUCGUCAUUAUCAACGUAUCCAUCACGUGACCCCGCAGCGUUGCCACAGAAGCACUCACCCCACUCCCACCCACGUCUCUCUCUCUCUCUCGCUUGCCUCUCUCUUUCCGUCUGCGCCGGCAUUUCGCAACCCGCAACACAGCUGCAACAUCGCGCCCUGCCUGCCUGCCCUGCCUGCCUGCCCUGCCCUAACUCCAUCGUCACGCGGGCUCGCGAGAUAGGCGGUCCACGGUGGGUUACCCCGGGCAGCCGCGAAUGGGAACAGACAACCGCUCGCUCAUCUCGUCUCAACCAACGCUUCUUACCCUUUGCGUUGCUUUCACAACCGAAACGUAAAAAAAAAUAACAACGUAUUUUUAAAAUAAAGAUGCGGGCGAUCCCGCUCCUCUGCUUCGCGGCCGCCGCCAUCGCCAUCGCCGCCGCAGCCGCCGCCUCCUCCUCCCGCCCACCGCCGCCGCUGCACCUGCAGGCAACCGACCAAUCAGAGCGACGCGUCCACCGGCUGAACAACGCCGCCGCGCCGCCGCUCGACGUUUUGGCGGGAAGCGACCAACCGCCGCCGCAGCCUCUGCACCUGCACCUGCAGUCAACCGACCAAUCGGAGCGACGCGUCCACCGGCUGAACAACGCCGCCGCCGCGCCGCCGCUCGACGUUUUGGCGGGAAGCGACCAACCGCCGCCGCAGCCUCUGCACCUGCACCUGCGGGCAACCGACCAAUCGGAGCGACGCGUCCACCGGCUGACCUCCGCCUCCUCCAAGAUCCCUCCGCACGAGCAGGUGGCGCGCGUGGCGCGCUUCGUGGCGCACGCGGUGGACUGGGCGGCGCUCGCCACGCUGAGCGGGCGAGCGCCGCCCGGGCGGGGACUCCCUUUCGCCAGCGUCUUCUCAGUGAGCGACGGACCCGCGGGCGACGCCAGCGGGGUGCCCUACAUGUACCUCUCGUCGCUCGACGUGUCCGUCAAGGACAUCGCGGCCGACCCCCGCGUCUCAAUGACGAUGACGCUGGCCAGCACGGACUACUGCUCGCGAGGCGUCUACGACCCCCAGAGCCCGUUGUGCGCCAGAGUGACGCUCAUCGGUAACGUCAGCAGGGUGGUGGACGAGGCGGAGGCUGCGUUUGCCCGCGUUGCCCUCUUCUCACGCCACCCUGAGAUGCGUCAGUGGCCCCCCAGCCACGGCUGGUUCCUGGCGCGCCUCGACAUCGCCAGCGUCUGGGUGGUGGACUACUUUGGGGGGCCGGUAGUCGUCUCCCCCAAGGACUACUACAACGCACGGCCUUGACACUCACACACACACACUGACACACACACACACCUAGACAUAGACACUCACACACACACAGAGACACACACACAGAGACACACACACCUAGACAUAGACACACACACAACAACAACAACCGC